AUGCCGUGCAAUGUUGUUGUUCACGGCUGCAAUAUACGUAACAUUGCUUCCCCGAAUCCUCGAUCAGGAAACAGAACCUCUUUACGCAAAGGAAUAGCAGUCGUACUUACCCAGCUGUUCUUAACUGCCAGCGAGUCGAGCGCAGAAAACCAGGAAAAUGUAUGUAUUCAAAUAUUCAAAUCAAAUGAAGCUUCCAAAGUUAACUUCAUCCGUGUAAGCGACUUUGCCUUCGGGGGAGUGUCUGAAGCUCCCACGCAGCGUGGAGAUGCCUCAGUCCCCGGCAGCGGAAGGAGAGGCAGAUAUCUGGCGCGAAACUUGGGCGUCGAGCGUCCCAGUUGCCGUGUUUGUUUUGCAGGGACGCGGCGGCCCGGGCUGGCUGGUGUUGCAGAAGGUCUAUCUCUGCAGAAUGUCUUUAUUGGUGUUUGUCAUGCUGUCCAUCCUCCGAAUCAAAAACGUAAUCGCACCCAAAUUUCUCGGCCGCAGGAUAACGAACGCGGAAGGUACCACAAGCUCCGCGUCAUCACAAAUUACUUCGUGGUGUCCCUGGCCUUUGCGGACAUGCUGGUCGCUCUCAUGGCCAUGGUGUUCAACGCGUCCGUUCAGCUGACCAACACGUGGCUCUUCGGACCCGUCAUGUGCGACCUCUGGAACUCAAUGGACGUGUAUUUUUCCACGGUGUCAAUCCUCCACCUCUGCUGCAUAUCGAUAGACAGAUACACGGCGAUCGUGCAGCCGCUGGACUACACCCUCAGGAUGACUGGCAACACGGUCAUGAUGAUGCUCGCCGUCGCGUGGGUCUCCCCCGUCUUCAUCUCCGUCCUCCCCAUCUUCCUCGGCUGGUACACCACACAGGAGCAGCUGGACCUAAUGGCCUCCACGCCUGGCCUCUGCGACUUCAAGGUCAACCUCGCGUACGCCCUCGUGAGCUCGAGCAUGUCCUUCUGGAUCCCCGGAGUCAUCAUGCUGGUGAUGUACUUCAGAAUCUACCGCGAGGCCGACCGCCAGGAGAUGAUGGUGUUCAGGUGA
Molecule: messenger RNA, 1026 nt
Organism: Penaeus indicus
Lineage: Eukaryota; Metazoa; Arthropoda; Malacostraca; Decapoda; Penaeidae
Product: octopamine receptor beta-1R-like
Exons: 7
Coding region: 1-1026 (341 amino acids)
Biological process (GO): adenylate cyclase-activating adrenergic receptor signaling pathway
Cellular component (GO): plasma membrane
Molecular function (GO): octopamine receptor activity
Source: RefSeq, a predicted model, not a curated record